Molecule: messenger RNA, 3255 nt
Organism: Exophiala bonariae
Lineage: Eukaryota; Fungi; Ascomycota; Eurotiomycetes; Chaetothyriales; Herpotrichiellaceae
Exons: 3
Coding region: 1-3255 (1084 amino acids)
Biological process (GO): protein polyubiquitination
Cellular component (GO): cytoplasm; ubiquitin ligase complex; nucleus
Molecular function (GO): ubiquitin-ubiquitin ligase activity
Source: RefSeq, a predicted model, not a curated record
AUGUCGGAUCCUUCUGCAGACUCGGACAAGAUUCGAAACAAGAGACUGGCCAAACUACAACAGUCUCAACCACCAGCCCAGUCAGCCUCACAAGAGAGUAUAGAUUCGAGUCAAGAUAAACCAGUCGCAUCAACUACUUCUCACGAUGCCGUUCCGCAACCCAGCACUCCUCAGUCAGUCACGCCUACCGAGUCACCUAAACCAGCCAUCAGCAUGGUCAAGUCAGCAACCCCUCCUCCAUCAUCUCGAAUACACAUUACCUCGGCCACGGUCACCCCUCAGAAACGAGAGAUGAAUGGUUUAGAAAGGCCGGGUUCGAGACAGGCUGAAACCAUUGAACAGUGGGAAGACCGAACUCUACGAAACAUAUUUCGAAUCACUUUGGAUCCCACUCAGAAGAAGGACCAGAAUGGACAAGUACUUCAUCCAGCCGCGCAACUUAAAGAAGAACUGGAAUCUGAGAACAGAUCUACCUCCUUGACCACCGAUUUACUCGAGCAAGCGAUCAUGGAGGCUGGAUCUGCGCUCCAUAGAGUCACCCCACACGAAUGGCUGUUCGGAUGUUGGAAGAGGAUCACACGAAUGACCAAAGCGGUAAAGGAUCGUUCACCCGAAAACAAGAAAUGGUCGAUACUCUCAGAGGCAAGGAGAUUAUGUAUGAACUGGUGUAUCCUGUCUAUCACAACCCCGGACAUAUUUGGAGUUGCUUACGACGGCAUCGAAGCACUGGCCGAUCAUUUGCUGAAUGAUCCUGACGAUGAUGGUGGCGUGUGCCAAGAUUUCAUUAAUGAAGCCAUCACCAGGUUUGAGGAGGAUGACUCCAUUAAGGAUGCUUUCAUCAAGGCGAUCGAAACACUGAGUCGACGUUUAGCUAAGGAGACCAUGAUUUCCGACUAUCGACGCUACACCGGCAUGUUGCGGCAUCUAAUUAGAUACAAGCCAAUUGCGAUAGCAAUUUCAGAGUCUUCGAUGUUUGUUGACAAGUCCACACCAGCUGCGCAGCUAGAAGUUGCCACCUUACUCGGUCCAUACUUUCAAAUUUCGCCAUUGCAAGCUGACGUUACCAAAUCCUACUUCUUCGAGCCUAAGACCAUGGAUCCAGGCAAGAUUAGAAAUUCUCAAAACUCCUUACAAUUGGCUUUAAGAACACAUCAGGAUGAACUGUUCGACAUAGUCAACACACUCGUUCGAUCCUCUCCCGACGCGCGGGAACGGGUGCUUGAUUGGUUUGCCCUUACCGUCAAUGCGAAUCACAAGCGCAGAGCCAUGAGGGUCGACAAGACGACUGUUUCGAGUGAUGGGUUCAUGGUCAACGUCAAUGCCGUCCUAGAUAAGCUGUGUGAACCCUUCAUGGAUGCACAAUUUUCGAAGAUGGAUCGUGUCGAUAUUGACUAUCUGCGGAGAGAUCCCAGAAUCGACAUCAAGGAUGAGACCAAGAUCAAUUCCGAUCAAGACAAAUCGGAUGAAUUUUACGAACACAAAGCGACAGGUACAAACAAUUUCAUUUCCGAGCUGUUCUUUUUGACCGUCGCUUCUCAUCACUACGGUAGUGAGGCUGCCCGGAACAUGUUGAAGGACAUGGAUCGAGAAUUGAAGUACAUGGCCAAGCAGAUUGAGCAAUUCGAGACCGAGAGACACAAAUACAUCAACAACCCGGUCCAGCUCCAGAUGUUCGAGAACGCACUUAAGAAGUACAAGGAUCAACAUGAUAAAGGACUAGCAUACAAGUACGCCGUCCAAGGAGUCCUUCUGGAUGAAAUCUCGCAAACACGAUCAAUGCAGUUCAUGCGUUUUGUGACUAUCUGGCUACUUCGACAAGUCUCCACUCACAAGCAGUUCCCAAAACAGUCCUUGGCCCUACCCCUUCCCACAGAACAACCUGAGGCCUUCAUGAACCUUCCGGAAUACUUUUUGGACAUCAUUAGUGGAAACUUUGGAUUUAUCAUGUACAACAUGCCACAAGUGAUCUCUCCCACGCAGUCGGAUGAGCUCAUCAUGCUCUGCAUCACUUUCUUGCGCAAUUCUGAAUAUAUCAAAAAUCCCUAUUUGAAAGCCUCUCUGGUCACCAUCUUGUUUCGAGGGACCUGGACCUGGCGUCAGGGUGGAAGAGGUAUCCUGGCAGAUCAGUAUAACAGUAUGCCAUUCGCGACAGAGCAUCUGCUGCACUCCUUGAUGAAAUUUUUCAUUGAAGCCGAGUUCAUGGGUGGCCAUGGUCAAUUUUUCGACAAGUUCAAUGUCCGUUUUGAGAUCUUCCAAAUUAUUAAGUGCAUUUGGUCGAAUACCGUAUACCGGGAACGCCUUCUCAAGGAAGCAAAGGUCAACAUAGACUUCUUUGUCCGUUUUGUCAACCUACUUCUCAACGACGUCACGUUUGUUCUUGACGAGUCGUUUACAUCGUUCCAUCAGAUCUAUGACCUCACGAAAGAAUUGGCCCUCGCGGGCACAACCCUGGAUCAACAACAGCGCCAGGAGAAGGAAGAGGCUCUAGAAUCGGCCAAAAGCAAAGCCAAAUCGUACAUGCAAUUGACCAAUGAAACUGUUGGAAUGCUGAAGCUGUUCACAGAGGCCCUCGGAGAUGCAUUCACCAUGCCAGAAAUUGUGCAGCGACUGGCUGAUAUGCUGGACUACAACCUCGAUGCAAUGGUCGGGCCAAAAAGCACGUCUCUCAAGGUUGACAAUCUCCAGGAGUACAACUUCCAGCCCAAAGUCCUUCUUAGCGAGAUCGUCGAUGUGUAUCUCAAUCUGAGUGAGAGAGAAAAUUUCAUACUUGCCGUUGCGCGAGAUGGGCGAUCAUAUAAGCCAGACAACUUCACCGCUGCUGGGAGCAUCCUACGCAAGUUUGUGCUCAAGACCCCUGAGGAACUUGUGCGGUGGAGUCUGUUGAUCGAGAAAUUCGCCAAAAAUAAGGAAGAGGAUGAAGCAGCAGAUGCUGACUUGGGUGAUCUCCCCGAUGACUUCCUUGAUCCGCUCAUGUUUACACUCAUGGACGAUCCUGUCAUCUUGCCCGUUAGUAAAACGAUUAUUGAUCGGAGUACUAUUCGAAGUCAUCUUCUCAGCGAUCCUCAUGAUCCUUUUAACCGUGUGCCACUCAAGAUUGAGGAUGUUAUUCCUGCGACGGAGCUAAAGGAAAGAAUAAUCAAGUUCAAGGAAGAAAAGGUCGGGAAUCGGCGUAAAGAUUUCGUGGAGACGGUCAAAACUGAGGAUGCGACCACUAGUGUCGAACAAUCUGGCGACGCAAUGGACACCAGCCAAUGA